GCAUCCGUACUUAAUUUCAAGGAACGAUAACUUUCGCAGAAAAUGGUUUAUUGAUUAGAAAGAUGGAUGUCCUGCCUGUGACGGGUAAAGAAGCCGGUGACAAAAAUAAAGGCCAUACGGGAAAACUGAUAUUGGAGCUAAUGCGGUGUCAUUUAAUUAAAGAAAGUAAUCGAUGGAAGCUGCUCACAGCAGAUUGAUGGAUUGGAUGAGCUAUGCAUUCAAAUCAGGCUUAGCAAUGUUAGGCAGUGGAUCGAUAUUUUAGUUGCGUUUGUUAUGAACAUGUAGCCGAUAUUAGGUCAAAUUGUAACGACGCUUCUUAGUGGCAAUUUGACAGUUGCUUUGGAAAUGAUAAUCUGGAUAUAAGAAAAUGCUUUGCUUUGUAAUAUGUGGUGAAUAUUCAUAAAAAAAGCUUUAAAAUAUAUCGAUUAUCUGUCUAAUCUAAUGACUAGAAACCGAAAACGGAUUUUAUCUUCGUGGUAUAGUUCUUCUUCAAGCUUAGUCAAUAUCGGUUUUUACAGACAAAAAAUGGCGUCAAGGAUGGAAACUAGCAGAGAUAAAUUGGAGAAGAAAUUGUGCUAUAGCAAUAUUCUUAAUGCUCAAAACAAUAUUUUGAAUUGUAUUCUUAUGAGCUUAUAGACAUUAGAAUUCCACAAAUAGGUCGGCGAUCAAAAUGAUGGAGCGGUGUGCGACACACCAUGGGAAUGUUAUCAAGAAAUACUGCGCGGAUCAUGACGUUGUUUGUUGUGAAACUUGUAACGUUGUCAGGCAUAGAUCAUGUCCGCACGUUGAUAAACUCCGCCAUGUUGGAAAAGGCAUCAAAACAAGUGUUGAAUACAAGACAUCGAAAGAGUCUCUCGAUGAAAUCAUAUCACGUAUGAAACAAGAGAAAGAUGUAAGAAGUAAAAACCUCACUAGUAUUCACCAGCAGAAAGAAAAACUUAUGAAAGAUGUGGAUAAAUUUCAAGACGAGGUCAUCGACAGAAUUAAAGAUCUUGCUAAAACCUCCAAACAACAAAUACGCUCAAAACAUGAAGAGUACAAAAAGGCUAUAGAAACUGACGAAGCGGCCUUAGGUAACUGUUAUAUCGUCAGCUACCAAAACAUAGGAAAACUCUCGGCAUACAACGAUUCCAGAGUCACAAGAGUGUGUGCUUACAGCAAAGCGGGAAUCUUGUUAAGGACAUUUGAUAGGGAUGAUAAUGACAAACAGAUACUUUGCUCGUUGAGAAAAAUUGCAUUAAGUGCUAUGAAAGAACUUAUUUUCCUUACAGAUAAGGUUAAUGGGUUGAUAGUGUUGAAUAAGGAAGGGAAAAAGAUGUGGAACUUUAACGAUCCAGAACUCAAGGAGGCGCGUGGUAUUUGUGUGCUGCCCGGUGAUCUCGUGUUCGUCAGCGGUGCAAGCUCUAACAACAUCUUACAGAUUGACAAUGAUGGAAAGAAAGAGGGGAUAUUGGUGGGGCCAUCGAAAGGAUUGAACAAGCCUUUAGCUAUGGCAUAUGACGAAGAAAAUUCGAGAAUUAUAGUGGGAUGUGGUUCAAAUGAGAUAUUAGUAUACUCAAUAUCUAGAAAAUGA
Mercenaria mercenaria is the source of this 1573-nucleotide messenger RNA. RefSeq lists its product as uncharacterized. The coding region runs from base 671 to 1573 and encodes 300 amino acids. The transcript is spliced from 3 exons. The record is from RefSeq and is a predicted model, not a curated record. Lineage: Eukaryota; Metazoa; Mollusca; Bivalvia; Venerida; Veneridae.